AUGAUAGAAGGUCAUUAUAAAGUGGGUGAAACUUGUCUUAUAAUUGAAGAUGUAGUAACUUCUGGUUCUAGUGUAUUAGAAACAGUCAAAGAUUUAAAUAAAGAAGGGUUAAUAGUUAAAAAUGCUGUAAUUAUUUUAGACAGAGAACAAGGUGGCAGAAUGAAUCUUGAAUCCAAUAAUGUAUAUAUUGAUUCACUAUUUACAAUGACUGAGUUAAUUGACAUUCUCGAAAAACAUAAAAAGAUUACAAAAGAAAUGUCUAUAAAGCUUCACAAAUAUCUAAGAGAAGUUAAAGCACCAGUAACUAAAGAAUGGGGAGAUUGUGUGACAUCUCAUUCUUUACCUGGAGAGGCUAUAUUGAAGGCUCUGAGCAGUGCAUGUACUGGAAUAGAAAACCGUGGUGUAUUUCUUCUAGCUGAAUUGAGCAGUGAGAAUACAGAGAAGAAACUGAACAUGGCUUCAAAGAAUCCAAAUAUAAUUACUGGUUUUGUAUGCCAAAAUAAGGAUACAUUUAAAGAUCCUGGGCUGUUACAAUUAACUCCUGGCGUACAACUCGAAAGUGCUAAGGACGAUCUGGGUCAAGUAUACAAUACACCAGAAAAAGUAAUUUUAGAAAAUGGUGCAGAUAUUGUGGUUGUUGGGCGCGGAAUAGUCAAUGCAAAGAGCCCAGAAGCACAGGCGGUCGUUUACAGAGAUGCUUUAUGGAAAUGUUAUUCAAAAAGAAUCUCAGGUAAAUUAGAGUAA
Achroia grisella is the source of this 744-nucleotide messenger RNA. Its product is annotated as uridine 5'-monophosphate synthase-like. Gene Ontology annotation, molecular function: orotidine-5'-phosphate decarboxylase activity; orotate phosphoribosyltransferase activity. Bases 1 to 744 code for a protein of 247 amino acids. Lineage: Eukaryota; Metazoa; Arthropoda; Insecta; Lepidoptera; Pyralidae. Gene Ontology annotation, biological process: 'de novo' pyrimidine nucleobase biosynthetic process; UMP biosynthetic process. The record is from RefSeq and is a predicted model, not a curated record. The transcript has 3 exons.